Molecule: messenger RNA, 1764 nt
Organism: Plodia interpunctella (Indianmeal moth)
Lineage: Eukaryota; Metazoa; Arthropoda; Insecta; Lepidoptera; Pyralidae
Product: oocyte zinc finger protein XlCOF6-like
Exons: 7
Coding region: 144-1727 (527 amino acids)
Biological process (GO): regulation of transcription by RNA polymerase II
Cellular component (GO): nucleus
Molecular function (GO): DNA-binding transcription factor activity; RNA polymerase II cis-regulatory region sequence-specific DNA binding; zinc ion binding
Source: RefSeq, a predicted model, not a curated record
UUUUUUUUGGAGAAAGAAAAGUGUUGUUUGUUUUCUUUCUUGAUUUCACCUAGUUUAAAAAUGAAAAUGAACUGAAAGCUAAGCAAACGAUUGCAUGUCUUAGUAUAUUAGGUAUCGAACAGUGAAGAUAGUCGCGGUCAGCGAUGGAGCUCCCCCAGACCUGCCGUUGUUGCCUGUCCGCAGGCGCGCACAGGGACCUGAACACCUCCUACCUGUGGCUGAACAAAAAGGAGGUCUAUUCGGAGAUGCUUCAAGAAUGCUUCAAUAUUGUGCUGAGUGUGACCCCGCGGAGCAGCGCCAUCUGCGAGGCGUGCGUGCAGCAGCUGCGCGGCGCCUGCGCCUUCCGCCAGCUCGUGCUGCACAGCGAGGAAGAGCUGCGCUCCGCCGGCCGCCAGCACGAUGUGAAGCCGGAGCCGGAAGUGAAACUGGAGCCAGAGGACGACUCCGACGACUACUUCUUGUCUGAGGCCGUUUCAGCGAAAGACGUGGCCGUGGAGAAUGUGAAGGUGGAAUGCGAAGCGCCCGCGCGCAAGAAGAGGAGGGCGAGGAAGAGAGAGCGAGAGGAGAAGACGUCGGGCAAACUCACGACUGCCGCGGACUUGACCGCGAAGAAGGGCCGCAAAGCCAGCGAAGCCCCUCGCUGGGGCUCCAGCAGCCAGCUCAAGGCCAAGCUCCGCCACAACCUGUCCGCGGUGCUGCAGGCCUCCAACGCGCUGCCCUUCCGCAACAAGACCCUGGUCGGCUACCAGUGCGCGUACUGCGACAACUCCUACCCCGACCCGAGGGACUUACGGGGACACACCGACGCCGACCACACAGCGCAACGUCUAGAACACAAAGUGACCUUCGACUUGGAAUACGGCGUCAAACUGGACAUCACGGACCUGAAGUGCACCAUAUGCGACGAGAGCAUGGAGAACCUGGCGAAGCUCAAGGAGCACCUGGUCAAGGUUCACGGGAAAACCAUACAUGAGGACGUCAAAGACCACCUGCAGCAGUUCAAACUGAAGAAGGGCGAGGUGUACGACUGCGCGAUGUGCUCCGCCACGUACGAAACGUUCAAGAUGUUGAAGCAGCACAUGAACAAGCAUUACAGGAACUACACGUGCAGUGACUGUGACACUUCAUUCGCCACCAGGCGAUCCCUGAACGCGCACCGGAUGACGCAUCAGGAAGGCAGUUUCAAGUGUGAUUUCUGUGACAAAGUGUUCGCGAAUAAAACUAAAAAGCAUUACCACGAAAAGACUAAACAUUUGGGCAACCGCAGCAUCGCGAACUGCCCGUUCUGCAACGAGUCGUUCCGCAGCUACUACCAGCGGAACCAGCACCUCACCAAGGUGCACAACUCGGAGACGCCGUACAAGUGCAACGUGUGUGACAAGGUGUACGCGCUCAAGUCGCUGCUCAUGUACCACAUCAAGAAGAGCCACCUCAUGGAGAGGAACUGCCAGUGCACGGAGUGCGGCUUCAGGUUCUUCAGCAAGAAGGCGCUGAAGGCGCACAUGGUGAAGCACUCGGGCGAGCGCGCCUUCGCCUGCGACGUCUGCCACAAGGCCUACGCCAGGAAGUACACGCUGCGCGAGCACAAGCGCAUCCACGCGGACGAGCGCCGCUUCCGCUGCGCGCGCUGCGCGCUCGGCUUCGUGCAGAAGUGCAGUCUGCGCGCGCACCUGCUCGCCGCGCACGGGGUCUCCGCCGCCGCGCGCGACAUCUCCGCCCUCACAUAAUACAUACUGUAACAUGUGUACGCGACUGCACUGUGUU